Molecule: messenger RNA, 695 nt
Organism: Capsella rubella
Lineage: Eukaryota; Viridiplantae; Streptophyta; Magnoliopsida; Brassicales; Brassicaceae
Product: agamous-like MADS-box protein AGL61
Exons: 1
Coding region: 13-660 (215 amino acids)
Biological process (GO): positive regulation of transcription by RNA polymerase II
Molecular function (GO): protein dimerization activity; RNA polymerase II cis-regulatory region sequence-specific DNA binding; DNA-binding transcription factor activity, RNA polymerase II-specific
Source: RefSeq, a predicted model, not a curated record
UAAAAAAAAGGUAUGAUGUCCAAGAAGAAAGAGAGCAUCGGAAGACAAAAGAUCCCAAUGGUUAAGAUAAAGAAAGAGAGCCACAGGCAAGUCACGUUCUCGAAACGUAGAGCCGGUCUUUUCAAGAAAGCUAGUGAGCUUUGCACCUUGUGUGGUGCAGAGAUUGGGAUCAUCGUGUUUUCGCCUGCGAAAAAGCCGUUCUCUUUCGGCCAUCCGAGUGUCGAAUCAGUACUGGAUCGGUACAUGUCCCGAAACAACAUGUCUUUAGCUCAGACGACGCAACAACAACCGCAAGGAAACCCUGCGGCCGGCUGCGAGCUGAACAUGCAGUUAACGCAGGUUUUGAGCGAGGUAGAGGAAGAGAAGAAGAAAGGUCAAGCAAUGGAAGAAAUACGAAAAGCUAGCGUGAGGCGGUCCGCGACCAAUUGGUGGGAAAAGCCAGUAGAGGAGAUGAAUAUGUUUCAGUUACAAGAAAUGAAAAAUGCAUUGGAAGAGUUGAGGAAGACUGUUGUGGCAAAUAUGGCUCCCUAUACUGAGGUGAAAGAAGAUGUUUAUGGUUUCUUGGACAACAAAGUAGCCACAGCUCCUCAUCCUUACAUGAACAUGUCUUCUGGUCUUUCAAGUAUUUAUAGUUUUGCCAAUGGGAAUAAUUGUUUCUGAUUACAAAAAUUGUUUUCAUUUUUUUUUUUUAUGGG